UUGACUUGCCUUCACACGCUACCCAAGUUUGUGGUGGAUGCAGCGAGUUCAAGUUGGAAGCAGUGGUUUAAUCAGUUAAAGGAACUAAAAGAUAUUAAGUGCCUGAAAGGUAAGCUUUGUGUGAAUAUUAGGUUCCCAAAAAAUGCUCCAAAAGUUGAGGAAGGAUGUACAACAGAAGGAGCAUAUUUGAAGAGCAAGGAACAUCUUAAUCAUAUUACUAUCAAGUUUGAUGGGAGAAAGGAUAAUGACGAGGAAGAAAAAAGAUUGAUUGAAGAGCAGGUAUUCCGUAGCUGUUCGUCUUCCUUGCAGCAGUUGGAGAUUGAUCAUUGCCAAAAUUUGACAAGUUUUAUCUUUGGAGGAUUGGAGCAUCUCACAGCUUUGGUACUAUUACGUAUAGAUACUUGCCCAAAUAUGAGGCUAUUGGAACAAGAGAGAGGACGGCAUGCCAUGGAAAUCCCUCCAUCAAUCCCUCAUCUUCUUGGAAUUAUCAAAUCUCCCACAACUGGUGGAACUUCUCCGAUGGAUACACUACUUGGCUGCCCUACAAACCCUUCAAAUUCAGAAAUGCAAAGGACUUGA
Spinacia oleracea (spinach) is the source of this 579-nucleotide messenger RNA. RefSeq lists its product as uncharacterized. Lineage: Eukaryota; Viridiplantae; Streptophyta; Magnoliopsida; Caryophyllales; Amaranthaceae. The annotation marks the transcript as partial. The record is from RefSeq and is a predicted model, not a curated record. The transcript has a single exon.